Molecule: messenger RNA, 567 nt
Organism: Rhinocladiella mackenziei CBS 650.93
Lineage: Eukaryota; Fungi; Ascomycota; Eurotiomycetes; Chaetothyriales; Herpotrichiellaceae
Exons: 4
Coding region: 1-567 (188 amino acids)
Biological process (GO): small GTPase-mediated signal transduction
Cellular component (GO): plasma membrane
Molecular function (GO): GTPase activity; GTP binding; GDP binding
Source: RefSeq, a predicted model, not a curated record
AUGGCUCCCUCGGUCAAGCAGCGAAAGAUCGCAAUUUUGGGUAGUCGAUCCGUUGGCAAAUCUUCCCUCACAGUCCAAUAUUGCGAAGGCCAUUUCGUAGAAAGCUACUACCCUACGAUCGAGAAUACAUUCAGCCAUGAGAUCGUCUACAAAGGCCAGACGUUUCUCACAGAAAUCAUCGACACCGCGGGACAGGAUGAAUACAGUCUUAUGAACUCGAAGCUGUAUAUUGGCAUCCAUGGAUACCUGAUUGUGUAUUCGGUUGCCUCCAGACAAUCAUUCGAUAUGGUCAGGAUCAUUCGGGACAAGUUGUUGAACCACCUCGGAGCGGAUUCGGUACCUAUCAUGAUUGUUGGGAACAAGAACGAUGUCGACGCCAAAAAGCAACGAAAGGUCACUGCUGAAGAAGGGCAAAAACUUGGACAAGAACUGAAUUGUGGGUGGAUUGAAACCAGUGCUAGGAACAACUACAAUGUGGCCAAAGCAUUUGAGCUCAUGAUUGCCGAAAUCGAGAAGUCGCAAGAACCCGACAAACCUGCUGGCGGAGGCAAAUGUGUUGUGAUGUGA